AUGUUUUUCAAAAUUAUAGUUCAUUUAUUAUUCUGUGGGAGUAUUUUUGCAGUUUCGGAUUUUCUUCAAAUCAUUGAAUCGUAAGUUAAUAUACAGUAACUUAUUUAAAGUAACAAGUAUUACAGUAACCUGGGUGAUAUCAAUGAGGUCUGUGAUAACAUUAAUAUUUUUCCAAAUGAUUCGGUUUUGGAAGCUGUUCAGAAAUUUUACAAGGAGGAGAUUGAGAAUUUGAAUAUUCCUGAAAUAUUCGUAAGAAUUCCACCAAAGAACCAGAAUUCUUCGAAAUCUAUUUUUUCCAGGAUCUCAAAAAGACCGAUGAACCUUUCUUAAUUUAUUUGCAAAAUAAAAAUUGGACAGAAGAUAUUGAUCAAAUAGCUGAUGAUUAUAACAAGCUGUGAGUUUCAUGAAAUUUUCAAAGGUUCAUUAAAAAUCGAAUUAUUUAGCUGUGAAACUGAUUCUGAAUCUAUCCAUGAUUUUUUGAGGAAAAUAGAAUUACCAUUUUUUAAAUUGAAUUACAAUAACUUGAAACUGGACAAGAAUUGCACGAGAGCAUCUGAAAAUCUGAAAUCUCAAUAUCAGAUUUAUUUUGUGCAUCCUAAUAUUAGAAAGGUAAUUUUUUAUUUUAAAAAUAAAGUCGGAACAAAAUACGUUUAGAUGUUUGCUUAUAAGUUCGAUAAUCUCGCAAUUCAUCUGGAAAAUAUUCGAGCUUAUUAUUGGUUGAAAGAAAAUGAAGAAGUAUUGAAGAAAGUAACCGAUUUAUUCAAUUCAUUUGUCGAAGAUGUAUCAAAGAUUAUCGAGGUGGGAUUAAAAUAUUUUAUGAAAAAAAAACAUAUUUAUUGAAGAGUACAAGAUGGUUGAAAAAUACGCAAAGUGUUAUUUCGUUUAAAGAAGUGUUACGACAAAUAAGAUUGAAAAAUAUGACAGAAAUGGCGUAUGGAAGUUUGAAAGAAAUCAAGGAAAUUUUGAAGCAGUUUAAGAAUUGUACAGAAUAUUCAGUGAAAUUAGUUUGUUUAGCGAAGAUAACAGUUUCACCUGCUGUUAAUUUGAAUAAUGCAAAAUCCUAUAACAUCAAUCCAUGGAUAUUAAUUCAUAACACACUUCUCUAUUCGAUUUCAAAUAAUACGCGCCCUGGAGCUAUUGUAAGUUUCUGGAAGAGAAGAUAACAUUUUCACACAAAACAUGGUUCUUCGUCUGAAUAUUUCAGUAUGGAACAAUUGGAGUGGCACUAGCUCGAGAAUUAGGUCACACCGUUAUCAAAAGUAGUCAUGAUCCGGUUUUUCUUCCAUAUUUCUCGGAAAAUGUUAAAAAUUGUGUGCAGAAGCAGAUCAAUUCUUCAUGCUCAAUUUUUGGGCAAAAUUUGCGUAUGGCUAACGAUGAAGCUUUUGAAAACAAUAGUGCGGAAAUAUUUGCUGUCAAUUUUGCUUUCAAACAAUUCAAAAAUGCGUAUGAGAAAGAAAUCCACGUAAGCUUGAUUUUUGAAGCGAAUAAUAAUUCAUAAUGUUAUUUGAAGACCCCAAUAAAUGAAUCCACAAAUAAUUUGACAAAUUCACAGCUAUUCUAUUUGAGUUAUCUUUCAAUGUCGACGGAUAAAUCAGAAAUUGGAAAAAGUGCAGCAAUAGUUCAAAGUUCUGAUUUUGGGAAUAGUUUCAAAUGUGCAGCAAAUACUAGAAUGAUGAUGUCGAAGACUGUUAGUUGAACGUUUUUUUCCAGAAAUUAGUUAUAAUUUUUCAGGAUCAAUGCUACAUGUUUGGAUGUAAAGCACCAUUAUUACGAUAA
Molecule: messenger RNA, 1776 nt
Organism: Caenorhabditis angaria
Lineage: Eukaryota; Metazoa; Nematoda; Chromadorea; Rhabditida; Rhabditidae
Source: the annotation of a GenBank genome assembly